Molecule: messenger RNA, 204 nt
Organism: Parastagonospora nodorum SN15
Lineage: Eukaryota; Fungi; Ascomycota; Dothideomycetes; Pleosporales; Phaeosphaeriaceae
Exons: 2
Coding region: 1-204 (67 amino acids)
Source: RefSeq, a predicted model, not a curated record
AUGGCUCCAAGGCACGCUGAUGGUGCUAGUCUGGCUUCAGACAAUGUCGUGCUCCUCCCUGAAGAGACCAGCACAGACCGAGGGUGGGCCUAUUCGUCGGCUUUAAGCACUCUAACUCUGCACGGCCCAUUGGUGGGCAAAUCGAGCACGGGAGAGGAGUCGCAGAUGAUCUGGCAGAAGUCGACUCGCAGUAAAUCGCAGUAA